Molecule: messenger RNA, 2590 nt
Organism: Boleophthalmus pectinirostris (great blue-spotted mudskipper)
Lineage: Eukaryota; Metazoa; Chordata; Actinopteri; Gobiiformes; Gobiidae
Gene: dlb
Product: deltaB
Exons: 7
Coding region: 190-2076 (628 amino acids)
Biological process (GO): multicellular organism development; Notch signaling pathway; cell communication
Cellular component (GO): protein-containing complex; plasma membrane
Molecular function (GO): calcium ion binding
Source: RefSeq, a predicted model, not a curated record
AUAGGAAGGGGCAGAAGAAGGAAGGAGGAGAAGAAAGUACUCACAGAAACAACCACGAGGAUUUUAUACUUUUUUGGGAUUAAGUGUUUUUGAAAACUUGAAAGCACUUUUUUUUUCUCUUUCACUUGAGGACCUAAACGUAACGAAUGCGGACUAUCAUCUAACUUAAUAGCAACGAACUUUGAAAAAAUGGCUCAUCUUUAUUUGAGAUACUUUUUGGCUCUUGUGCUGGUCAACACCGUUUUGUCUUCUGGAGUUUUCGAGCUCAAGAUCCACUCAUUCCACACUGCGCACCGCAUCUGCAGAAAGCACAGGGACUGCCACAUUUUCUUCAGAAUCUGCCUGAAACACCCAGAAGAUGUGAUCUCCGCUGAGCCUCCAUGCACCUUUGGCACCGGACACACCAAUGUCAUCCGGGCUGACCACACAUCCAUCUCCAGCAGCGCACCAAUCAGAGUGCCUUUUCAUUUCAAGUGGCCGGGAACUUUUUCACUGAUUAUUGAAGCUUGGAAUGCAGAAUCUCAGACUGAAUACACAGAAAACCAGAACAAUUUGGUGAGCCGUCUUGCCACCAGGAGAAGACUGGCCAUCGGAGAGGACUGGUCCCAAGAUGUGCACUUCGGGGAGCAGAGUGAGCUCCGUUACUCCUACCACGUGUUUUGUGAUGAGUACUACUUUGGGGAUGGCUGUGCUGACUACUGCAGACCCCGGGAUGAUACUCUGGGCCACUACAACUGUGACAAAGAGGGCAACCGCAUCUGUCUGGAGGGAUGGAAAGGAAACUACUGCUCUGAACCCAUCUGCUCAGCGGACUGCAGUGAGAAGAACGGCUACUGCGAGGCCCCUGGGGGUUGUACAUGUCGCAUGGGCUGGCAGGGCCCCUCCUGCACCGAGUGUGUGCGCUACCCGGGAUGUCUGCACGGGACCUGCAGCCAGCCUUGGCAGUGCAACUGUCAGGAGGGAUGGGGAGGACUCUUCUGUGACCAGGACCUCAACUACUGCACAAACCACAAGCCCUGUGCCAAUGGAGCCACCUGCACCAACACAGGGCAGGGCAGCUACACCUGCACCUGUCGCCCUGGAUACGGAGGCACCAACUGUGAGCUGGAGACCAACGAGUGUGACAGCAACCCCUGCAAGAAUGGAGGCAGCUGCAAUGAUCUGGAGAAUGAUUAUUCUUGUACCUGCCCUCAAGGUUUCUAUGGUAAAAACUGUGAGAUCAUUGCAAUGACCUGUGCAGAUGGUCCUUGUUUUAAUGGAGGCACCUGUGUGGAGACUAUGACCGGAGGAUACACCUGCAGCUGUCCCAACAGCUACACCGGCUCCAACUGUGAGAAGAAGUUAGACCGCUGCAGCAACAAGCCCUGCAUGAACGGAGGUGAGUGCUUGGAUCUGGGCCAGAGCAUUUUGUGCCGUUGCCAGGCUGGUUUCACCGGUGCCAACUGUCAGGUGAACAUUGAUGACUGUGCCUCCAACCCGUGCCAAAAUGCAGGCACAUGCCAGGAUGGUGUGAACGACUACACCUGCUCCUGCACACUGGGCUACACAGGCAAGAACUGCAGUGUCCGCUCUGACGCUUGUGGGGAGCGGCCAUGUCAGAAUGGAGGGACCUGCUUCACCCACUUCUCUGGACCUGUGUGCCAGUGCCCAAAAGGCUUCAUGGGUCCAAGCUGCGAGUUUACCCUACAACCACCAUUCAAACCAGCCCUUCUGCAAACCUCCCAGCCCUCCUCUGCCACCGUCACCGUCUCCUGUAUCCUAUCUGUCCUGGUUCUUGUGCUGGUGGUUGGCAUCAUCUUCUUGAGAAGGCGUCGAAGACUCCAUGGAAGGAAACCACUGAGCGAUAUCGCAGUUUACAAUGACUUUGAGACUGCCAAUAACCAGAGUAGUGAGAGAGAUGCUUUUCUGGGACCCAAUGGUUUGUUUAAGAUCAGUAACAGCACAGCCCGACUCAGCCUCAGCUUGUGCCCAGAUGGCAGACCCGGAUACAGGUCUGGCCCUGUGGAGAGCAGCCUGUCCAGAGGAGAGAGGCAGGACUUUAUGUGGAGGGACGAGUCUGCGCCAGGACUACGAUGAACGACUGGGACAACAGGGAUAUCUGUAUAGAUGUAUUAUAGCACUUGUUGCUCCUUGUCUUCAUAUGCGGUGAAGAGAGGGACAUGCUCAUGAGCUCAAAUGGGCUUAUGCUGAAGAUAGUAUACCAAUAAAAAUGUAAGCAGAAUGAGCAAAAUAUUGAACUAAAGAUGUUUUAUGGGCCAGAGCUCUUCCAGUAAUAUCCAAAGAGAGAAACAAUACACUUUUCUAUGGACCUACAAAAAAACACACCAAACUGCUGAAGUCACAAACUCUGGUUUUGGUGAACACGCCCGACAUGCCCAAAACAUGUGUUUUUUAUUGGGUUAUUAUCUUUGUUCAGUUCACUUUGUUUUCUUUUGAUUUGACACAGUACUUUUGAGUUGCUUUUCAAUCUUGCUUUGUGCGUACCAUCAUUUUUUUAUUCUAUUAUUUAUUUAUUCAAAAGUUUAGUUUAUGGCUUCACAAUGAUUGUCACAUAUGUAGAGAUUUAUUUAUAUGAUGCUGAAUGCUGACC